AUGAUUCCUCGUGGCUCGCAGUUUGGUUGUGUGUUUUAUCAUGAAUCGUCAACUGAUGACUAUAAAAUUCUUGGUGCGUUUUUAUGUCAUGGUGGUAACUAUGUUCGAAUUCAUGAGUAUUCUCUGAGUACUGGAAAUUGGAAAAGAAUUGAAAGGGUAGUGUUGAUUCAUGAUACUUUUUACAUGUUCAUUGGAACGGUGUUGAAUUGGGAGAAGGGCAAUCGCAAUCCUGUUAUUGGUUUUGAUUUGAUUACAGAACAAUUUAAGGAAUUGUCGCCGAUGGAUUGGUUGGAGAAGUAUAACUGGCAGAAUAACUUUAACAUUCAUAUGAGACUGCGUUUGUUGGAGUUGAGAGGGUGCUUAUCGUUGCUUUGUACAACAACUUAUUUUUCUAAAGAUGAUGUUUGGACGUUGAAGCACUCUAGUGAUGGGAAUUCCUGGCAUAAAUUGUUCUCUAUCAAUCGUAUUGGUGUCAUAUACUAUUGUUUCUCUGAGACUGGCAAGUGUUUGCUUCCUACUAAGAAGAAACUCAAAGUAUUUGAUCCAAGUCGGGAGACACCAUAA
Messenger RNA from Chenopodium quinoa (quinoa), 564 nucleotides. Its product is annotated as F-box/kelch-repeat protein At3g06240-like. The coding region runs from base 1 to 564 and encodes 187 amino acids. NCBI's taxonomy places the organism in Eukaryota, Viridiplantae, Streptophyta, Magnoliopsida, Caryophyllales, Amaranthaceae. The record is from RefSeq and is a predicted model, not a curated record. The transcript is spliced from 2 exons.